ACUCACUUUGUCUGCACAUCUUUUCCGGGCCUAUAUUUACUCAGAUUUGCCAUGCCAUUUCUGCAAUUCUGAAUUAGACUCCCAAAUUCUGUUCCUGUGCGUCACCUGCAUCGCCGCCAUGGCUGUAGAUAAUUCUGUGCCGCCCAAUUUCUGGGGCGACAUGCCAGCUGAAGAAUACUACGCCUCACAGGGCGUAAGCAAUGCACAGGAAUAUUUCAAAACGCCUCAUGGCACUCUAUUUACACAGACAUUUACGCCUUUACAGAGGGAAGGGGAGGAAGCGCCUCAAUUGAAAGGAAUUGUAUGCAUGAGUCACGGCUAUGGCAGCGACACCGGGUGGUUGUUCCAGAAGAUCGCUAUUUCCUUUACACAGUGGGGUUACGUUGCCUUGGCGGCCGAUCUGCUCGGCCAUGGCAGAUCUGAGGGUUUGAGAUGCUACAUGGGAGACAUGGAGAAGAUUGCGGCUGCUUCCCUCUUUUUCUUCAAGUCUAUGUGCGACAGUGAUCGAUUCCGCGGCCUACCGCACUACCUUUUCGGUGAAUCCAUGGGAGGAGCCGCUACGCUUCUCAUGUAUUUUCAGGAUCCCGAGGGUUGGGACGGUCUGAUCUUCUCUGCGCCGCUUUUCGUCAUGCCGGAGCCGAUGAAACCCUCAUGGUGGCGCCUUGCGGCUUACGGGCUCCUGUUCGGAGUCGCUGAUACCUGGGCCGUUAUGCCGGAUAAUAAGAUGGUGAAGAAGGCCAUUAAAGACCCUGAGAAGCUCAAAAUUAUUGCUUCAAAUCCUAGGCGAUAUACGGGGAAACCUAGGGUUGGAACCAUGCGCGAGCUUUGCAGGGUUUGUGCUUUUUUUCAGGAGAAUUUUGAAAAGGUCACUGUGCCCUUUCUUACUUGCCAUGGGACUUCUGAUGAAGUUACUGCCCCGGAAUCCAGUAAGGCUCUGUUUGAACGGGCUAAGAGCGAGGACAAGACGCUUAAAUUGUAUGACGAUAUGUAUCAUUCUCUUAUUCAGGGGGAACCAGAUGAGAACAGUGAUAUUGUGCUUGGUGACAUGAGGGAAUGGCUUGAUUCCAGGGCGCCGAAGCUGCUCGCCAGCCGUGCUGGUGCUUCCUGAAAAUUUAAGCUUUUAUUUUGGAAUUCUUCAGGUAAAUAUGAUUUACGCUGCUGUAUUUUGCUUUCGAUCGCCGAUCGCUGAGUUGGAUUUCAAUUCCAGUAAUGCGAUCUGACAGGUAGUUUUCCUGUCUCUGUUGAUGAAAAAUUUAAAUAAUUCUGAUUGAUGGAAACCCGGCGAUCUGUUAAUUUGGAGACCGUAUGACCGUAUAUAAUAUACUUUCAAAUAAAUGUUAGUAGAAGACUACCUACAUCACGCGAAAAGGGAAAUGUUAAUAAGUCACUAGAUUAUAUACCUUAAUUAGUCUAUCUUAUGUACUUACCUAAUUCCACCUACCUCAGAAGGAAGGAUAACGUUGCCGGCCUUGACAAACAAGCUCUUUUCUGUCCUUUCCAUUAUGGAAGGCAAUAUCUUUUAAUGCCUUGAAAGAUAAUAAUUAUGUUCUAUAUAUUAUUUUUACCUUUUUAUAUCAAUGGUAAAAAGUACGUUCUUUGAAA
Cryptomeria japonica (Japanese cedar) is the source of this 1602-nucleotide messenger RNA. Its product is annotated as caffeoylshikimate esterase. Bases 119 to 1108 code for a protein of 329 amino acids. NCBI's taxonomy places the organism in Eukaryota, Viridiplantae, Streptophyta, Pinopsida, Cupressales, Cupressaceae. The transcript has a single exon. Gene Ontology annotation, molecular function: lipase activity. The record is from RefSeq and is a predicted model, not a curated record. Gene Ontology annotation, cellular component: membrane.